This is a messenger RNA of Drosophila bipectinata, 4324 nucleotides long. RefSeq lists its product as uncharacterized. NCBI's taxonomy places the organism in Eukaryota, Metazoa, Arthropoda, Insecta, Diptera, Drosophilidae. The record is from RefSeq and is a predicted model, not a curated record.
AAAAAUAGAAAUGAUUGCGAUUAGCGAUCAUAAUUUCGGGUGGCGAUUAAAGUGCCUGCUGCUCGCAUUUCACCUGAUCAGUACCUGGGAUUCCACAUCAGCAUUGACCGUCGACAAUCAAUUGGUCUCGGCACGCAAUGACUGCUUCGAACGGAUCGCAUUGGAGGCGAUGCUGCCAUUUGAGAAGACCUUCCGCACCGAAGACACCAACUCGCUGAAGAUGUGCAAGGAGAAGUGCCUCCAGGCGGGGGAGAAGUGUCAGGCCAUCUCGUUCGGUGUUCAUCGACGCGGAAACGGCACAUGUCAAUUGUCAUCGGAGCAGUACGGCUCGGGGGGCGGCGGGCGGCCGGGGGGCGUGAUUUUCGAUCCCGACUUUGAUCUGUACACGCGCAAGACAAACUGCUUCGACUUGAGCGACAAUUCGAUUGGCCCCGGACCCCUGCCCAUCCCGGGUCCCAGUCCCAUCUCGCCUGGGCCGACACCGGUGGAUCUGCCCAAUCGCCCUCUGGACGUGGGCAAUACCCCGGUGUUGGUGGUCAACCCAACACCCCACACGGAUGGGCCACGUCCGCCGCCCUCCCUCGGGCCACCCACGCCCUCGCUGGGGCCGCCCGCUGGUGUGGGCGAUCGCCUGUACUUCUCGCACGAUCUGUAUCCGCUUUACAAGUAUCCCACCCUGUACGAGCCCAACUAUCCGGCUCCGAACGAAGAGGUCUACAUACCAGGUGGCUAUGCGUCCAAUGUCCCGGAAGUGGACGAACGCUAUCGACCCCAGUAUGGCCCGUCGGAGGAUGAGGGGCCACGACCCACGCCGCAUGGUCCUCCUAGGCCAAUAUUUGGGUUGGGCUAUGGCAAUGGUUAUAGCUAUGGUGCUCCGGAGAGAUAUACUCCUCCAACAUUAAGGCCACCCAGUGGGUCUUCCGAGGAAAGGCCCAGUUAUGCGGCCAGGCCACCUCGACCCACCGCCGAUCGUCCUGAUUAUCCGCCAGGGCCACCGCCACGUCCCUAUGAAAGCUCCACACCAUCCACCUACGGACCACGCCCAAGUCCCACCUAUGAUCCGCAUCGUGAACCACGACCGGACUACACCAAUCGUCCGGAUCCACCACCGCAAGCGCCCCACGAUGGGUACGGCAUGAACGGACCGUCAGCACGCCCUCCACCACCCUAUGGAGGUUCUCCGCCUCCACCAAGGGACGAGUACGUCCGCCGGAAUGGAAGUGCCAUGCGUCCCGGAGACGGAUACGGAGGCUAUGAUGAUGACAAGAGCAUAGCCACCUAUUUUAACCCUGAUGAUUUUAUGCAAGGAGGCAAUAGACGUCCCAUGUCUGGGGACAGGGACCGGGAUCGGGAUCGCCUUGGUUACCCCAUGGACGAACUGAAAGCCUGUUUCCGGCGAGUCCUGGCCGGAAAGCGAAUAGCACCGCACUGGGUGCGUCGCUCCAUUUCCUGUGAACGAGUAGAGGAGUGCAUGCGGGAGUGCGGCCGGGAGAGGCGCUUCAUGUGUGAAGGUUUUAACUACCGGCUGGAUCCUUCAGGUCAUGGGCAGGGCGACUGCGAACUGGUGGAGAUGCCGCUGGCCCAGAUGGACCUCUACUCCAGUCCGGAUCGUCGGGAUGCCAACCUGCUCCGUCAUCCGGAUUAUGACUACUAUGAAAGGGAUCGUAAUGCACCCUCUACCUGCAGACGAAAUGCUUGCCAGGAUUGCUCCAAAGGACCAAUAAGCAGUCAGCCAGUGUAUUUCAAGCCCAGUGGAGGUGGAGGUUAUGGAGACAGGGACAGGGAUCGUGAUCGUGAUCAGUAUAGACCACCGAUCAGUACUGCAGUGGAUCAUUAUCGUGGUCCUUCGGGUCCUUCAAGCGGCUCGUAUGAACACCGACCUCCCUUCUCAGCGGAAUUCCAUGGAUCACACAGCUCCUCUUCCUCCUCAUCAUCCUAUGAGUUCUCCUCGCAUGGCUCUGGUGCCAGUUCGGGUUCCAGUUCCGGCUAUUUUGGUCACACCCCGCCCAGCAGUUUUGGCGGAGAUCAUCCCUAUAUAGAUCGACACGAUCCGCCGCACUAUCGGCCCGGAAGACCCGAUCGUUGGGAGACUCUACCUAGUAGCUCUGGUUACGACAGCUCCGCUUAUAGGCCACCACGUCCAGAAACGGAUCGCAUUGACAAGUACCGACCUCCGUUCAGGCCGGGACCUGACUUCUCGCCCUACCGCCCACCAAGUCGACCAUCGCACAAUUAUCUGGACCGCGACGGAGCAGGUCCGCCGGGAGCACCGGGUCCGUACAAGAAGCCUAAUAAGUUUGUUCCAUAUUUGAUCGGUGGCGAGGAUAAUUGGGGUCAUUACGGUGGAAGCUACGGCGGCAGCAGCAAGCACUCCUCCUCAUCGUCCUCCUCUUAUUGGGGACUAAGUGAGUCGCAGCGUCGCAAGGACCAGCAGGACUUUAAUUACUUCCAGCUUGGAGGCCCCCAUCGUGAUUCCAAUUCUGUGCUUAGCUAUCCGGGAUCUGGCUAUGAAGAUGAUUACCCAAGACGCCGCAACGACUAUCGUCAGCAGUGGACUAGGAGACCAGGACCAGAUGAAUGCUCGGCAAAGACCAGCGAGGGCUUCCGUUUACACAAAACUGCCGUAAAACAUGCCUACAAUGUGCCCACGUUGACGGAAUGUGAACGCCUCUGCUCGGAUCAGCGUCCCAGCUUUAUUUGCCACACCUUUAGUUACCGAUACAACCAGGCAGGACGGGACAACUGCAUGCUCUGUGACCGACCAAUCAACAUGCUGGACUACUACGUGGACAUCGAGCCGGAUCGCGACUAUGACAUCUACUCCAUGGCGGAUGACAUGGAUGUGUGCCGGCAGCCACCACGUCGUCAUGAUACGGGACCUACCACCGCUCUUUCGGAUCCCAGAAAUGCACAAUGCUUCUUCCGUGCCAUCGAUGCCACACGGUUCUUCAAGUCCAUUGUUCGUGAUUCGCUAACCGUGCGAUCCGUCGGAGAAUGCGAGAUGGAGUGCAUCCGGUCAACGAAGUUCACCUGCCGAGCCUUCGCCUUCCGGUAUGGCCAACAGAGGCAUGCUGGAGUGAUCGACAAUUGCCAGCUGAGCGAUUGGCCAGUGCGGGACAUGGACAAGGAGCGUCAUCUCAUCCUGGAUGCCGCCUUUGAUAUAUUUGAGAGAGCCAGCUAUGGCCAUGGCUGUGAAAUCCAGCCCAUUGUAGAUGAAAAGCACAAGAAACUUUGCUAUUUGGGCUAUGGAUCACCCGCUAGAUUACUUCCUCCGGCCAUCAAGAAGGUUAUAUCUGUGCCCUCGGAAAUGGCCUGCAAGAAGGAGUGUAUUCGUUUCCGGGAUACGACUCCCUUCAAAUGUUUUGCUUUUAGUUAUGGCUCCCGUGCCAGUUCCUUUAAUUGCGAGCUCUCAGAUCUGGAUCAGACAGAACUUAAACUGGAUGUCCACUAUACACACACCAAGGACCGUGACUUCUGGCUGUUUGCCUGGAAUCCCUUCGACUGGACUUGCCGGGACAAGGUCAACACCAUUGGGGGAUCGCGGGUCAAUAAUGACCGGCGCAUGGACAUCUUCCGGGAACCGGGCGACGUGGCCUGGCGCCACUACACCGUAUCCGGCAAGCCCUGCCGCCGGAGCAGCCCCUGCGAGAAGAAUCUGGUAACGGGAUUCUAUUCUUGCGAGACGGAUGCAGCCGAGGUGGGAUCCUGGGACUACUGCUGCAAGGCGGACCAUCCCUGCGGCUACAGUCGGGGCUUUGAUUAUCCAUGGUGCUUUGUUGGCGAUGAGCCCGAUCAGUGGCGCAAGUGCAGCGAUCGUUACUUCCCCGGGAAGAAUAGCACUCAGCCCGGAUCCGUCCACAGCGUAACCCACUCCCAUUUGUCCCAGCCCAGUAGCAAGGAGAAACAGAAGCAUCCACAGCAAGCAGCGGCGGCCAGUAGUGAGUACAGCCAACAUCCUCCGAGGCCCGGAGGACUCCAGAGCCUCAGCGACUUUGCCGCCGCCCGCCUGUGGCCCGUGACCUAUCUGUACAGUGAGGGCCCGCCCAAUGCCACCGAGUUCAGCAACUUUGUCGACUGCAACAAGGAGUCGUGCUAGUAGUACGCUAAUAUCUUUAGAUCCGUAGACCUUUAAGAAUUACGUAUAUAAUAUAAAUAUGUACAAUAGAAUCGACGAACCCCGAAAAAAAUCCCAAGCAGAUGUACUCGAGCCGCAUUGUUUUGUGAUCAUCAUUGAGAUUGGAUAAACCAUUGUCAUCAUUGAAUCAAGCAAACCCAAUUAACUUAUUAACUUAACUCCCCCGAAUGCCGACUGCAUGGAUCUUAA